Messenger RNA from Rhodofomes roseus, 1127 nucleotides. RefSeq lists its product as uncharacterized. Gene Ontology annotation, biological process: lipid storage. Lineage: Eukaryota; Fungi; Basidiomycota; Agaricomycetes; Polyporales; Fomitopsidaceae. Gene Ontology annotation, cellular component: lipid droplet. Bases 42 to 1004 code for a protein of 320 amino acids. The transcript is spliced from 5 exons. Gene Ontology annotation, molecular function: lipase activity. The record is from RefSeq and is a predicted model, not a curated record.
CGAGGCUCAAGUUACACUUUGGCGCCAUUAAUAUUGGUUCCAUGGCCACGCUCCCUGCCUUCUUACGACCAGCACCACCGAGUUCUGCCAUACAGGAGCCAUGCGCGAACGCUAUAUUCCCCCACCCAAAGCUUAGCGCGGCUGCACACGCAUUAUGGUGGCCCGCCGGUGUUCAGCAGCCUCGUACCAUCCUUCUCUUCAUACCAGGUAAUCCUGGGCUCGUGGAGUUCUACACGCCAUUUUUGACUGCCAUCCACGAGAAGUGUGCGCAGAAUAUAUCCAUACUCGCACACGGUCAUCUCGGUCACUCUCCGACUAUCCCCCGCGGAGAUAUGUACAAAGACUCGUCUAGCAUCAGUCUAACGGCUCAGGUAGAGAGUGCCAUUGAAGCAACACAAGCGCUACACGAUGCCUAUCCGCAGGCCCAGCUCGUCAUCGCGGGGCAUAGUAUGGGUUGUUGGAUCACCUUACAGGUGCUACGAGCGAAGCCAGACAUUGUUACUUCGCUCUUCCUCCUCUUCCCAACGAUCUCACACAUCGUUACAACUCCCAAUGGGCAGUCACUCUCCUGGCUUUUCCGAUACCCCUUUCCCCGCCUGAUCUCGUCUGUGUCUAUCCUGACUUGGAUGUUGCCUCUGGCUGCAUUACGACUCCUCUUCCCCGAUUGGCCCCUACCCCAGAUUCUGGUCUUGCGCAAGUUUUUAAACUCACCAAGCGCUAUAUACGCCUCUCUCUGUCUAGCCGAUCAGGAGAUGAAGACCAUACGGGACCUUGAUGCGGCGCUUCUUCAAACAUACGCUCAUCGUCUACACAUGUACUUUGCAGACGAGGACGGCUGGGUGGGCGAGCAGAAGGGAUCAGUCCUGAGAGCCUUCCACGCCGAUCCCGGGUCUGUCAAGGUAAUUCAUGGGCACCCUGACAUCCCGCAUGCAUUCUGUAUCAACCACGGCGAGCAAUUGGCGGAGCAAUGUUUCGAAUGGCUUCAUGCUGGUGGCCAGCUAUAAUCCAAUCACUUUCAUACACAAGGCUAUUGCAGACGGGUUAGAACGUUAGUAACUCGUUCUAUGAGAGCCCAGGCAGGAGGUAGCUGACAUCACAAGCUAGUCGGUCGAAUUCUCCGUGUUGAC